This is a messenger RNA of Eruca vesicaria subsp. sativa (arugula), 2484 nucleotides long. Lineage: Eukaryota; Viridiplantae; Streptophyta; Magnoliopsida; Brassicales; Brassicaceae. The record is from the annotation of a GenBank genome assembly.
UUUUUCAACCUUUCCCAUAAAUUACCUCCUUCCUUAUCUUCCCUCUUUCUUCGAAGUUUCGUCUCUGUUCGUCAAAAAAGAUUUUCUCUCAGAGGUUUUAUCGGGGAAGAAGAUAUUAACAUCUUAUAAGAUCCAAGUCAGAGAUCUAAACGGCCUUAGUCUCCGAUGGGAACGCUUCAGUCAUUCAGAAGAGCAUACGGAGCCCUAAAAGACACCACUAAAGUCGGCCUCGUCCGAGUCAACAGCGAUUACGCCGAUAUAGAGGUUGCCAUAGUCAAAGCUACUAACCAUGUCGAGUGUCCUCCCAAAGAUCGCCAUCUCACGAAGAUCUUCAUCGCCACGUCAGCAACUCGGCCUCGUGCAGAUGUUGCUUACUGCAUUCACACUCUCUCUCGCCGGUUGCACAAAACCAGAAACUGGACGGUUGCGUUAAAAUCAUUGCUUGUUCUACACCGACUUGUAAGGGAGGGAGAUCCUACGUUUAGAGAAGAGUUAUUGAACUUUUCUAGAAAAGGACGCUUUUUGCAGCUUUCUAAUUUCAAGGAUGACUCAUCCACAGCGGCAUGGGAUUGUUCGGUUUGGGUACGCGCUUAUGCUUUGUUUCUUGAGGAACGGCUUCAAUGCUUUAGGAUUUUGAAAUAUGAUAUUGAGGCUGAGCGUCUUCCGAAAGUUACCCCAGGGCAGGAGAAGGGGUAUAGCAAAACAAGGGGUUUAGAUGGUGAAGAUCUCUUGGAACAGUUACCUGCUUUACAGCAGCUUCUGCAUCGUCUCAUUGGUUGUAAGCCAGAAGGUGCUGCGAAGCACAAUCAUAUCAUACAAUAUGCACUCGCUCUGGUGUUGAAGGAGAGCUUUAAAAUUUAUUGUGCCAUCAAUGAAGGCAUUAUCAAUCUAGUAGAAAAGUUCUUUGAAAUGCCAAGACAUGAGGCCGUCAAGGCCCUUGAUAUAUACAAACGCGCGGGUUUGCAGGUAACUUUGUUGAGUUUUUUUAAUCUGUUGGAUCCAUUUAGAUUCCACUUAACGAGGGGUUGUCUAUCUAUGCAGGCUGGCAACCUUUCUCAUUUCUACGAAGUAUGCAAAGGAUUAGAACUUGCUAGGAAUUUCCAGUUUCCUGUUUUAAGAGAGCCUCCACAAUCGUUUCUUGCAACUAUGGAGGAGUAUAUGAGAGACGCACCUCAAAUGGUUGACGUCUCAGAUGGGCCACUGCUUCUGACAUAUAGGCCGGAUGAAGAGCUUUCUGAAGAACCUUCGCAUGAAGAACAUGAACCAUCAUUGCCGUCCGAUAUUACUGUUAUUCCCUCUGAAGAGACCCAACCUCCUGCUUCAGCAGAAACUCCACAGAAUAUCAUUGACACAGAUGAUCUAUUGGGUCUGAACAACAACGAUGCACCUGAUCCAUUAGAAAUCCUGGAUCAAAAUGCGCUUGCUUUGGCGUUAGUUUCUACUGAUGUUGAAUCCUCGAUCUUUGAUUUUACUCAAACAAGCAAUUCGGAUCCGUCAGGAUGGGAGCUUGCCUUGGUUACAACACCUAGCAGUGAUAUAUCAGCAGCCACAGAGAGGCAAUUGGCGGGUGGCUUAGACACGCUCACCCUGAACAGCCUUUAUGACGAUGUAACCUACAGAGGAGCCCCACAGCCUACUUACGGCGCACCAGCUCCUAAUCCGUUUGAGGUUCAAGACCCGUUUGCAUUUUCCAACAGCGUUCCGCAGCCUUCAGCCGAAAUCAACCCAUUCGGCCCAUACCAGCCAGCCUAUCAGCAACAACAACAGCAAGAGUUUCAGCCUGCAGCAGGCGCUUCAAAUCCUUUUGGUGACUUUGAAGAUUUUCCAGUAGAUGCGGUUUCAGAACCGCAAAAGACCAUCGGUUUUGGGCAAUUUUCAGUAGCCAAUGUUUCACAACCACAAAUGACCACCGGUUUUGGGGAACUUCAAGUAGCCGCGGUUUCAGAACCGCAAAUGAUGACAUCCGGUUUUGGGGAAUUUUCAGUAGCCAAUGUUUCACAACCACAAAUGAGCACCGGUUUUGGUCCAGUAUCCGCAGUUUCAGAACCACAAAUGACCACCGGUUUUGAGGAUUUUCCAGUAUUUGCUGUUUCAGAACCGCAAAUGACCACCGGUUUCGAUGAAUUUCCAGUAGCCACAGUGUCAGGACCUCAGAUGAUGACAUCCGGUUUUGAGGACUUUCCAGCAUUCGCGGUUUCAGAACCGCAAAAGACAUCCGGUUCUGGGGAAUUUCCAGUAGCCACAGUUUCAGGACCUCAGAUGAUGACAUCCUUCGAGGAAUUUCCAGCAUUCGCGGUUUCAGAACCGCAAAAGACAUCCGGUCUAGUAGUCCCAGUUUCAGAAGAGCAAAAGAACUCCGGUUUGGGGGAAUUCUCAGUAAUUACGGCUUCAGAGCCGCAAAAGAGCACUGGUUUUGGGGAAUUUCCAGCUAACGCAGCAGGUGCUCAUCAACAAUAUAACACCAACCCUUUUGGUGGCUUGUGA